Molecule: messenger RNA, 1989 nt
Organism: Exophiala dermatitidis NIH/UT8656
Lineage: Eukaryota; Fungi; Ascomycota; Eurotiomycetes; Chaetothyriales; Herpotrichiellaceae
Exons: 2
Coding region: 1-1989 (662 amino acids)
Cellular component (GO): nucleus
Source: RefSeq, a predicted model, not a curated record
AUGCCGCCGACCGAAGAAGACGUUGCGUGGUUCCGCUCCACGUUCCACCCGAUCCCCAAACCCGCUCUUCCCGACGACUGUAUCGAAUACUCGCUGUACAUAAUAGACCCGUCUCAAGAUGCGAAUGCGACCACCGAUUCCGAGUUACGGCUUCGCCUACGCGAUGUACAGAAACACGCGACGCAACUACAUCGACAGUACCUGAAAGAUUAUAUAUGGCAACGGCAAGGAUUUUCGCUGGAGAUUAAUAAAGAGGAUGGACUCAGCUUUUUACGCGGGCGCACAGAGUACGGCGACUCGGUCGAGGAUGAAUGGGUGAUCGUCUGGCUGCUGCGCGAACUGACGCGCAAAUUCCCCGAUCUCUGGGUCAAAGUGACAGACACUGAUGGCGAAUUCCUGCUCAUCGAGGCCUCGGGCACUCUUCCUUCCUGGCUUGAACCUGACGUGGCGGAGAACCGAGUAUGGAUCAACAACGGCCAACUAAAGAUAAUCAAGCCGGCGAGUGGCUCCAGGAGUUCGAAGCGGACCGAGGAGAAAUUGUCUCUCCAGCAAGCCAGGGAGAUACUGUUGCACGAGCCGAAAAGAAUAAUGCAUUCGACGACUAUGGAGGAAGAGGCCUUUUUCCGACUACGGAAUUAUCCUGCGCAGAUUGAAGAGAAUAUGCAUCAUGCACUAGUCACUGUGCCGCGCAAGGUGGCGUACCUGCUGCACCAGAAGCCAGCGUAUAUUGCGCCGGCAGUUGAAGCGUUUUACCUCCGAGACCCGAUCGCUCUGAAACCACUACAGAAGAAAGAGAAUAAGGGCAAUAUGAUCUUCCCACCGGAAGAUUUUGUCACCGUCAGUGUCAAGUUUCCUCGUGUGGCGUACGCGCAGGUCAAAUCUCAAGACUUCCCGCCCCCGGCUGUCUAUGCGGACUCGAUGCCGUCCAAGACCGAUUCGAAAGCAUAUGUUCGAGCCGAGACUGGCAUGAAAGUGACUUGUGGCUUGGAGAUGCUGUUGACGGAUCCGCAGCACCAGGAUCGAUCGGAAGUCAGAGAAAUGAAGAUGCUUUUGGACGAUCUUGAGUCCGGCGAUGAAACUCUGCCCUCGGAGGACGAGAUCAAAUCUUGGGAGCAGCGAGAAGACGACGAGAAGUGGCUCGACAUUAGUUUCGACGAUCUCGAGACCGAGCUCGCGGGUCGCAAGGGACAGGCUGAAAAGGGCAAGAAGCCGGGCUUUGGCGAUAAGGCCGCGCAGGAGAAUCUGCAGAGGAUCGUGAAGCAAUUCGAAGAAUUUCUAAACGACGACAAGGCCGGACCUGAUGGGGCGGGAUUCUUUGGCGAUGAUGACAGCGAUGAUGAUGAAGAUAUGGACGACGACGACGAUGAUGACAGUGGCGAGGAUAAAGACGCCAGUUUCGGCGAAGACGAAUUCAGCAAAAUGAUGCAGGAGAUGAUGGGCAUGCCGCCCGAGGUCAUGAAGGAGAUCAUGAUGGGUCAACUUGGGCCUGGUGCCUCGGAUCCGGCGAAGCGUUCAAACUUGCGGCCGCCGCCUGAUGGUCUCGGAGGCCACGUGGAAGAAAUGGACUCGGCUGACAACUCUGAGCCCGAUGGAGAAGAUAUGCAGGCAUUCAUGAAGCAGAUGGAGGCCGAGCUCCGUGGGACGGGUGUGUUGGACCUAAACCGCACGUCCAACGAAGCAGCUGGUAAGCGUCCGGCCACCCUCCGAGACUCGGGGCAGAACAACGAGCAUGACAUUGAGGAGUUGUCGUCUGAUGACGACGACAUCGACAACGAGAUUGAUGUCAACCUCGCAAAGAACCUGCUGGAAAGUCUGCGGUCGCAAGCUGGGAUGCCCGGUCCCGGCGGAAAUCUCAUGGGCAUGAUGGGACUAAACUUACCGCGGGAUGAACCUGACGAGGAUGGAAUGGACCAGGGUCAGCCUGGACCCAGCGGCAUCAGCAGAGGCGGUGGAAGCGGAAGCGGAACCCAUGACUCCAAGAAACGGUAG